Molecule: messenger RNA, 1160 nt
Organism: Magnolia sinica
Lineage: Eukaryota; Viridiplantae; Streptophyta; Magnoliopsida; Magnoliales; Magnoliaceae
Exons: 3
Coding region: 71-970 (299 amino acids)
Source: RefSeq, a predicted model, not a curated record
UGGGAAAUUUUUUUAUUUUUUUUAAUCAUGGAAAUUCCCACUCUCUCCUUCUCUUUAUAUAUAUAAAAAGAUGUUCAUCUCUCAUCUCUCUUACAGGUGCUUACAUUCAUUUCCAGCAUCUUUUGUUCAGUACAUCGCGGAGAAUAGUAGUUUCUUCCUUCCAAUGGAGAAUUACGUUUCCAGAGGGAGGGAUACAGGCCAUAAUCGUAAUUUCCGGAUGAAUUCAGGCCAGAAUCGCCAGUUUCGGCAAGCCGGUGGGCUCCAGACCGGCGCGCAGAUGGCAGCCGCCCAUAUGCAGAAUUCGGACCGGGAUCGAUCGUUCCGUGACGCGGCCACGGACCACUCGGCGGGAAAGAAAAUUCUUUAUCUUUUGCUUCAGUACAUCGCGGAGAACAGUAGUUUCUUCGUUCAAACGCAGAAUCACGCUUCCAGAGGCUCUAGAGGGAGCGGCAGACACCAAUCAGAAUACCCACAUCAGACGCGUAAUUUCAGGCAGAAUUCAGGCCAGAAUCGCCAGCGUCGAGAAACCGGUGGGCCCCAGCCAGCCGCGCCGACGGCGGCCGCACAUGUGCAGAAUUCGGGCCGGGGUCGAUCAUUCCGUGAUCCGGCCACGCGCCACUCGGCGAAUCCUAGAGGGAAUGGCGGCGAUGGUGGAGGCUCAGGACGAGGCGGCAGAGAUGGGGCCCACUAUGUGGCCCGCCAACCGAGUUCGGAACCUGUUGCGACGACUACCGCAAUCGCCACAUCAGGACGUGCAAACCGAGCCGCUAUCAAUUCAUCUUCGAUAGUCUUCAGAGGAUCAUCUACAACCUCUGUUACACCAAUCCCCGGAGCACCUAACCAAUAUGGCUGGUCUCACCACUGCUCUGCGCUUUUCUCUUGGCGUAUGGGGUCGGUAGUAGGUGGAAUUCAGUGUCUUCUCGUUACUGCCAUCAGCAUCAUCUUCUUCUUCUUCUUCUUUGUUCAAUGAGAUUGGUAACCUUCUGGAGGUGUAUGAUGAUCUCAAGAAUCGUAUGAAUUUCGGUUGAUAACCGUUGGUUUAGAGUACUGCCUUUCAGGCCAUGUUCGGAUGGACCAUCUCCCAAAAACUGUCCAGAAUAUUGGUAUUUGGAAGAUCCCAGCUACCAAUCUUGGGCCCCAGUUCUUCUCUCUCUCUCUCU